CCUCAGAUCCUAGUAUCUCUAAAGUUAUGGGUCCACAGAUUCCUAUUUUUGGAUCUCAAGAUCUACAUCCAUAGAUCCUUUGAUCUUCAGAUGUCUACAUUCACACAUACUCAGAUCCCAGUAUCUCUACAUCCAUGGAUUCACAGAUCUCUGGAUCUUUGGAUCUCUAGACCCAGGAUCUUUGGAUCUCUACAUCCUUGGAUUCUUGGAUCAGGCAAUCAACCAUUUUACAUCCACAAAUCCACAGAUCCUAAUAUCUGCAGAUCCUCAAAUCUAGGGAUUCUUACAAAAAAAAAUCUACCCUGUGUUGUUUCUGAAAUCCCUGGGCCCCCUUGUCAUGAAUAUAUGUAUCCUUGUAUCCAUGUAUAUGUGUAUUCUUGUAUUCAUGUAUAUGCAUAUUCUUGGAUUCAUGUAUCCAUGUAUACAUAUAGAUAUAUGUCUAUUCUUGUAUUCAUGCAUAUGCAUAUUCUUGGAUUCAUGUAUCCAUGUAUACAUAUAGAUAUAUGUCUAUUCUUGUAUUCAUGCAUAUGCAUAUUCUUGUAUAUAUGUAUCCAUGUAUACUCAUAUUCUUGUAUUCUUGUACUGGAUGACUUUCUGUAA
Molecule: messenger RNA, 600 nt
Organism: Laccaria bicolor S238N-H82
Lineage: Eukaryota; Fungi; Basidiomycota; Agaricomycetes; Agaricales; Hydnangiaceae
Exons: 2
Source: RefSeq, a predicted model, not a curated record